Teleopsis dalmanni is the source of this 1856-nucleotide messenger RNA. Its product is annotated as cytochrome P450 9c1-like. The transcript is spliced from 5 exons. Bases 1 to 1767 code for a protein of 588 amino acids. The record is from RefSeq and is a predicted model, not a curated record. Gene Ontology annotation, molecular function: oxidoreductase activity, acting on paired donors, with incorporation or reduction of molecular oxygen; monooxygenase activity; iron ion binding. NCBI's taxonomy places the organism in Eukaryota, Metazoa, Arthropoda, Insecta, Diptera, Diopsidae.
AUGGUUCGCAAAGGCGAUGGAAGUUGGAGACCGUGUGGCGAUUAUCGCAUGCUCAAUGCGCAAACUAAACCUGAUCGGUAUCCGAUUCCGUUCAUUCAUGAUGUGACGAGUAUUCUUCAUGUGGAUCGUGCUCGAGCUCCACUUGAGCAGCCUUACGAAGGUCCAUUUGAGGUGCUGAGUCGUAGUGAGAAGACGUCUGUUAUUGUUUGCCGUGGAAGAGAGGUGACUGUUUCGAAUGAUAGGUUGAAGGCGGCGUACUUAACGUGUGAUGAUCUUGAACAGGUUGUUCCAGAAACGCGUCAGCCUUCAGCGCUGUUGAAUGGUGAUCAGUUAGUGACUUCUGGUGAUUGUAGGCGUGAAUCCCUGUUGCCGAUUCCGAAAGUGACACGAGCUGGUAGAGUAGUGCGUUUCCCAGCAAGCAAAGUGUAUGGUGCAUAUAAUUUUCGCGAUCCUGUCAUUUUCGUAUCUGACAUCGAAUUGAUUAAAAAGAUAGGUAUAAAGGAUUUCGACAAUUUUGCCAAUCAUAAAGCGACUUUUAAUGAAGUCAGGGACAAUAUUUUGGCCAAAAGUUUAGUGAAAUUGCAAAAUCAAAAAUGGAAGGAAAUGCGUACAACGCUGACCCCAACUUUUACUGGUAGUAAAAUGCGACAAAUGUUCGAACUUAUCAAUGAAUGCAGUAUUGAAGGAGUUUCGUUUCUGCAAAGCGAAUUGAAAGCAGCAGGGAUUAAUGAACUUGACAUAGAAAUGAAAGACUAUUUUACAAGGUAUUCCAAUGACGUCAUUGCAUCAGCAGCAUUUGGCAUAAAAGUCAAUUCAUUUGUGAACAAGACAAAUGAAUUCUAUGAAGUUGGUAGAACGUUUACACGUUCCGUGGGACUAAUAAUGGUUAAAGCGUUUUUAAUCAAAGUUGUACCAACCAUAACAAGAUUACUACACAUAAAACUAUUGAAUGAAACAUUGUUAAAUUAUUUCCGAAGUUUAGUUUUUGAUGCAAUUGAAUAUCGUAAGAAAAAUAAUAUCAUACGUCCUGACAUGAUACAUCUUCUUACGGAAGCAAAAAAACAAUUUGAUGCCUCGAAACAACAAAGAAUUGCCGAUCACGCUGAAUUUAAUGAUGAGGAUCUUUUGGCACAAUGUUUAUUAUUUUUUCUGGCUGGAUUUGAGACAGUUUCCACUUGUCUUUGUUUCACUUGUUAUGAAUUGUUGAUGAAUCCGGAUGUACAAGAAACUCUAUACGAGGAAAUUUUAGCUACAGAACAAGAUCUCAAUGGGUCACCAUUGUAUUAUGAUGCUCUAAUGAAUAUGAGAUAUAUGGAUAUGGUAGUAUCAGAAUCCUUGAGGAAAUGGCCACCUGCUUUGGCUACAGAUCGUGUUUGCGCAAAUGAUUACAAUCUAACUGACAAUGAUGGAAAAUUGAUACUCAAACUUAAAAAAAAUGAUCUUAUAUUUAUACCUAUUGUUGGCCUGCAUUAUGAUCCCGAACAUUUCCCAGAACCUGAAAAAUUUGAUCCUUUACGUUUUUCUGAUGCAAAUAAAAAAAAUAUUAAUCAUUUAGCUUACGUACCUUUUGGUUUAGGACCUAGAAGUUGUAUUGGUAAUCGUCUUGCUUUAAUGGAAGCCAAAGCAAUGAUAUAUCAUUUGCUCUUGCAUUUUAAAAUUGAACCAAAUGAAAAAACUAGUACAGAUAUGUUUAACUCUAUACGCGGAUUUCAACUAAAACCUAAGGAGCUAUUCUGGAUGAAAUUUACACCACGUAACAAGAAUUGAAAUUAAUAUUUUUAUAAGUGUGUGUAUAAUUAUACGUUUGUAAAUAAUGACCAAAAAGUAUUAAUGCCGUACUUAUAAAUUUUUUCUAU